Messenger RNA from Fusarium sp. VM40, 579 nucleotides. The record is from the annotation of a GenBank genome assembly. NCBI's taxonomy places the organism in Eukaryota, Fungi, Ascomycota, Sordariomycetes, Hypocreales, Nectriaceae.
AUGCCCUCUGACGGAUCGAGGAAGUCUUCUCGGGUGACAAAGAGGACGAGUGCCAAAAACUCCCUUUUGUCACUGAAGCGUCCAUAUACUCUUGACGCAGCUAUCCCAUCCGAGAAGACAGGCAAAGAUGAAGAAAGCCAUGGACAAACAACUCCAACAACGACACCCACAACCGGGACAUCUUCAACCCCAACACACGCUAUCACUCGGAUAACAAUUCCGCCAUCCCCUCCGCCGCAAUGCCAAGUCAGCCCCCCAAACAUUCCCCCGCCAUCAAACCUCCCUGCAGUUCGGAUCCAAGCCCGCUCUGACAACUUGAGGAAGAUGCUGGCUGCGAUGAUGGAGAUGCAUGAGAAGACAUGCGCCUUGGCCACGAGGCAGCUCAUGGCAAAGGAAAGUUCGCUGCGGGAGGCGGAGGCCUGGGAGAGGCUUGCUGAGAAAGUUGCUGCUGGUGAGGCUGGGGUAGAGAGGGACAGGAAGACUGAGGCGAGGGUCGAUUAUGAGGAUGGGCUUGAUUACUUGGCGGCGUGUUUCAAGCUUCGGACAAUGAUGCAGGGUUUGUAUCAGGAAUCGUUCUGA